Molecule: messenger RNA, 8233 nt
Organism: Pseudophryne corroboree (corroboree frog)
Lineage: Eukaryota; Metazoa; Chordata; Amphibia; Anura; Myobatrachidae
Gene: PTPRF
Product: protein tyrosine phosphatase receptor type F
Exons: 35
Coding region: 1032-6779 (1915 amino acids)
Biological process (GO): peptidyl-tyrosine dephosphorylation involved in inactivation of protein kinase activity
Cellular component (GO): signaling receptor complex
Molecular function (GO): protein tyrosine phosphatase activity; protein binding
Source: RefSeq, a predicted model, not a curated record
CAGUGGGACCCGCUUGGCUGCAAGGAGACUGAACAUGGGCGCCUAUGCAGGCACCCACAUAUGUGUGGCAGUCCCGCCGCCGCCGGAUCCGACCGCAGGGCCUGAUGACAGGACAGCAGGAUUUCAAUGAGAACACAUACAUUUCAAUGUAUGUGUUCACACAGUUCCAUCGAAAUCCUGUGCUUCACUGGCCGGAUCCUGUUCUUUGGCAUCCCGCAGAACAGGAUCCGUGUGCACACAAAUCCCCCCUCUCACCCAAGUGGAUCCCGUUCAGCGAACCCGCUUGGCCAUUGUGUGUGGCCCCAGCCUUACAGCAUCACUCACAGAAAGGCUGCUCAGAGACAUGCAGCACCUCACUGCCUCACUGACAGCAGCACCUCACUGCUUCACUGUCAGCAGCGCAUCCAUGCCUCACUGACAACAGCACAUCCCCGCCUCACUGACAGUAGCACAUCCCCACCUCACUGACAGCAGCGCAUCCCCGCCUCACUGACACUGCACAUCCCUCCCUCACUGUCAGCAGCACAUCCCAGCUUCGCUGACAGCAGCACAUCCCCGCCUCACUGUCAGCAGCACAUGACCGCCUCACUGACAGCAGCACAGGAACAGCAAUAGCCGGGGAGUUGGUUCAGGUGAAUGCAGCUUCUCCUCCCCCCUCCAGCCUCAGGGAGAAAGCCACCAGGAACUCUGCCAGUACUAGGCACUGAGAUUUAGGUCUCUCCCCGCAGCUCAUGGAUUACCGGUCACGUUUGGGAUAUCAGUGAGGAAAAAAAGCAUCUUUCUUUGUGCUCCCCUCUUUAUUGCGGAGAUCAAGCAUUGGAGAGUGUUGGUGGAAAUCGGCCAGGAGCGGACCCCCUCACCGCCGCCACUGCUGCCCACGGACCCGGCGCAGCAGCCCACCUCCGCCGCUGCCCGCACACCGCCAGAGAAGCCAGCCCCGCGGCCCCAGCGUACUGGAGUGUGUCUGAGACUACAACGCCGGAUGUAUUGACCACUUCGCACCAGGACUGGAGAGGAGUCUGAUUGGAAAUAUGGUGCCUUACUCCCACCAGACCCUGCUCAUCUUCCCGGCACUGGUCCUCUUCUCUUCCUUCAUGAUGACCGAAGCAGACAGUGAGCCGAUCUUUAUCCGGAAGCCAGAUGACCAAAUUGGAAUAUCAGGUGGCGUGGCCUCCUUCGUGUGCCAGGCCACGGGAGACCCUAAGCCACGAAUCACCUGGAUGAAGAAAGGGAAGAAAGUCAGCUCCCAGCGUUUUGAGGUCAUAGAGUUUGAUGACGGAUCAGGCUCUGUCCUUCGAAUACAGCCUCUCCGCGUUCAUAGGGACGAAGCGAUAUAUGAGUGUACAGCAACUAACAGCGUGGGCGAGAUCAACAGCAACGCCAAGCUCACCGUACUGGAAGAAGAGCAGCUGCCCCAUGGAUUCCCUAUUAUAGACAUGGCUCCCCAGCUCAAGGUGGUGGAAAAGACUCGAACAGCCACCAUGCUCUGUGCGGCUAGCGGGAACCCAGACCCGGAAAUAUCCUGGUACAAGGAUUUCCUCCCCGUGGACACAGCUACUAGUAAUGGGAGGAUUAAGCAGCUCCGCUCAGGUGGUACACCAAUCAGAGGAGCUCUGCAGAUAGAGAACAGUGAGGAGUCCGAUCAGGGGAAGUACGAAUGUGUCGCCACCAACAGCGCUGGAACGCGCUACUCCGCUCCCGCUAACCUCUACGUGCGUGUUCGGCGUGUGGCACCUCGGUUCUCCAUCCCUCCUAGUAACCAUGAAGUGAUGCCAGGGGGCAGUGUAAACCUAACUUGUGUAGCAGUUGGCGCCCCCAUGCCUUAUGUAAAGUGGAUGGCUGGCCUAGAGGAGCUUACCAAAGAAGAUGAGAUGCCCGUCGGCCGCAAUGUUCUAGAACUCACCAAUAUCCGUGAAUCUGCCAAUUACACCUGCGUUGCCAUCUCGUCUCUUGGCAUGAUUGAGGCUGUUGGCCAGAUUACUGUGAAAGCUUUGCCAAAGCCACCAGUAGCUGUCACUGUAACAGAGACAACAGCCACCAGCGUCACCUUGACUUGGGAUUCUGGGAACCCUGAGCCACUUUCUUUUUAUGUGAUACAGUAUAAGCCAAAGGCAUUUGAAGGGUUAUUCCAGGAGGUCGAUGGCGUGGCUACAACUCGCUACAGCAUUGGGGGGCUCAGCCCUUACUCAGAGUAUGAGUUCCGCAUCAUUGCAGUUAACAACAUUGGCCGAGGACCUCCAAGUGAAGUGGUAGAAGCUCAAACAGGAGAACAGGCUCCCUCGGGUCCUCCUUUGAGAGUCCAGGCCCGAAUGCUUAGUUCCAGUACUAUGAUAGUUCAGUGGGAUCCGCCAGAAGAAGCCAAUGGACAAAUUAGAGGGUUCCGGAUAUAUUACACUUCAGACCAACAUUUGCCCUUUAACAUGUGGCAAAAGCACAAUGUAGCAGAUGGUUUCUUGACAACUAUUGCAGGACUUACCACUGGGAUCACGUACAGCAUCCGUGUGCUGGCUUUCACCUCUGUGGGGGAUGGUCCACCUUCAGAUAUGGUCCAAGUGAAGACCCAGCAGGGAGUUCCAGCACAGCCGAUUAAUUUCCAGGCAGAAGCCGAAUCGGAUACACGUAUAAUGCUCACCUGGCGCUACUCACCCCAAGAUCGCAUCACCUCAUACGAGCUUCUGUACUGGGAAGGCCAGGAUGGGUCACAACAAAAGGUGACUUUUGCUCCAUCAUCAUCUUACGCAGUUGAGGGACUGAAGCCCGACACCCUGUACAGUUUCCAGCUGGCGGCUUGGUCUUCAAUGGGGCUUGGCGUUUACACGCCUGCAAUCCAGGCCAGGACGGCACAGUCCACACCAUCUGCCCCGCCACAGGAUGUGGAGUCUACCAGUCUUAGCUCCACCGCCAUCCGGGUAAGUUGGGUGGCUCCGCCGGUCUCCAGCCGCAAUGGGGCCCUGACCCGCUAUUCUCUGGCCUAUCAAGCCGUGGCUGGGGAGGACACAUCCCGGCAUGUUGUGGACAGUAUCCCACCAGACUUAUCCAGUUGGGAGAUCAAGGAUCUGGAGAAGUGGACAGAGUACAGAGUAUGGGUGCGAGCCCAUACAGACGUAGGGGCCGGGCCUGAGAGCUCCCCCGUCAUUGUGCGGACAGAUGAGGAUGUGCCCAGUGCACCACCUAGGAAGGUGGAGGUGGACUCUGUGAACUCCACAUCUGUGCGUGUGACCUGGAAGUCGCCUCUUCCCACCAAGCAGAACGGCCAGAUACGGGGUUACCAGGUGACUUACGUACGCUUGGAAGGUGGAGAACCUCGGGGAAACCCCAUCAUUAAGGAUGUCAUGCUGGCUGAAGCUCAGUGGAGACCUGAGGAGUCCGCAGAUUACGAAUCGGUGAUAACUGGGCUCGCUCCAGAGACCACCUAUUCCAUCACAGUGGCUGCUUACACCACGAAAGGAGAUGGUGCGCGGAGUAAACCCAAAAUUGUGACCACUACAGGAGCUUUGCUUGGGAAGCCCAGUAUGGUGAUUGACACAACAUCUCAGAACACGGCUCUCAUUCAGUGGCACCCGCCCAGAGAAAUAGUGGGAGAGCUGCUUGGAUACCGCCUGCAGUAUAAACGCGUGGACGAGGAGAGGUUCAUCACUAUGGACUUUGGCAAGAACCAGUAUCACUACACAGUGACCAAACUGCACAAGGGGGCCACCUACGUCAUCAAACUGUGCGCCAAGAACCGGGCCGGCUUCGGGGAGGAAAUCGAGAAGGAGAUCUCUACACCGGAGGACGUGCCCAGCGGGUUCCCACAAAACCUGCAGGUGGUCGGACUCACCACAUCCACUACAGAAGUGUCCUGGGAUCCACCCGUGCUGGCGGAACGCAAUGGGGACAUCACCAACUACACCGUGGUGUAUCGGGACAUCAACAGUCCACAGGAGCUCACAAACAUCACCCGUGACACUCGCAUUACACUGGUCAACCUCAAGCCAGACACUACUUAUGAUAUUAAGGUCAGGGCAAGAACUGGGAAGGGAGCCGGACCUCUGAGCCCCAGCAUACAGUCACGCACCAUGCCUGUGGAUCAAGUGUUUGCUAAGAACUUCAGAGUGAACGCUGUGAUGAAAACAUCGGUCUUGCUGAGUUGGGAAGUUCCGGACUCAUACAAGCCUGCCGUGCCUUUUAAGAUUCUUUACAACAACCUGAACGUGGAGGUGGACGGUCAUUCCAUGCGCAAGCUGAUCAACAACCUCCAGCCAGACACAGACUAUUCUUUUGUGCUUAUGAACCGGGGAAGCAGUGCUGGGGGGCUGCAGCACCGAGUGUCCAUCCGUACAGCACCCGAUGUCCUGCAAAGCAAGCCUUCCUCUGCCAGCAAGUAUAUGGAGGAGGGUAGAUUUACUCUGCACUUGCCGAGGGUACAGACCACGGCCCCUGUGAGGUGGUAUUACAUUGUGGUUCUUCCACUGGACAGUUCAAGCAGCGGCCUGAGUGCUCGGUGGCAGAGCCCAGAGGAGAUGGAGCUGGAACAGAUCCUAGAAGCCAUUAAUCAGGGGUCCCGUCGGCAAAGAAGACAAGCAAGCAGGAGCAAGCCAUACAUCGCAGCCCGGUUGAACACUCUCCCAGAAUCCUUUACUCUAGGCGACAAUAAGGAUUAUAAUGGUUUCCUGAACAAGCCGCUGAAUGCAGAAUUGAGCUAUACCUGCUUUGUGCUGGCGGCUCUAGAAGACGGUGACACGAAGAAGUACGCUGCUAGCCCAUAUUCCGAUGACAUUGUGGUGGAGGUGUCCUCAUCAAGGCAGCAGGAAGAACCAGAGAUGUUAUGGGUGAUGGGACCUGUCCUGGCUGUAAUCCUCAUCAUUAUCAUCGUAAUUGCUAUCCUUCUAUUCAAAAGGAAAAGGACAAACUCCCCCUCUAGUAAAGAAGACCAGGCACCAGGAGUCAAGGAGUCUCUUCUGGCUCAUUCCUCUGACCCAGUGGAGUUGAGGCGGCUUAACUACCAGACUCCAGGUUCCAGUGUCCCCAGUUACCAGAAUAUCUCAAGUAUGAGGGACCAUCCCCCCAUUCCGAUUUCCGACCUCAUGGACAACAUUGACCGCCUGAAGGCCAACGACGGGCUCAAGUUCUCCCAGGAAUAUGAGUCCAUUGACCCCGGUCAGCAGUUCACAUGGGAGAAUUCAAACCUGGAAGUGAAUAAACCAAAGAACCGUUAUGCAAAUGUUAUUGCAUAUGACCAUUCCCGCGUCAUACUGACAACUGUGGACGGUAUCCCUGGCAGCGACUACAUCAAUGCUAAUUACAUUGACGGGUACAGGAAACAGAACGCUUACAUUGCCACGCAAGGGCCGCUGCCCGAAACCCUCAGCGACUUUUGGCGCAUGGUGUGGGAGCAGAGGACGACCACCAUUGUUAUGAUGACCCGUCUGGAAGAGAAAUCCAGGGUGAAGUGUGACCAGUACUGGCCGGGCCGCGGCGCCGAGACGUACGGAAUGAUUCAAGUCACCCUACUAGACACAGUGGAACUGGCCACGUACACAGUGAGGACAUUCGCCCUCUAUAAGAAUGGAUCCAGUGAAAAACGAGAGAUCCGACAGUUCCAGUUUAUGGCAUGGCCGGACCAUGGCGUUCCAGAGUACCCCACGCCUAUCCUGGCCUUCCUGCGCAGGGUGAAGGCCUGUAACCCCUCCGACGCGGGUCCUAUGGUUGUACACUGCAGUGCUGGUGUGGGCCGGACGGGAUGCUUUAUAGUGAUCGACGCCAUGCUGGAGAGAAUAAAGCUGGAGAAAACGGUGGAUAUCUACGGUCAUGUGACCUGCAUGCGCUCCCAGCGGAAUUACAUGGUGCAGACAGAGGACCAGUACAUUUUCAUCCAUGAGGCAUUGCUAGAAGCGGUGCUGUGUGGUAACACAGAGGUGCCAGCCCGCAGCCUGUUUGCACAUAUCCAGAAACUGUCUCAGGUCCCUCCAGGAGAGAGUGUCACCUCCAUGGAGCUAGAGUUCAAGCUUUUGGCCAACUCUAAAGCUCACACCUCACGAUUCAUCAGUGCCAACCUACCAUGCAACAAGUUCAAGAACCGGCUGGUAAACAUAAUGCCGUAUGAACUGAGCCGCGUGUGUCUUCAGCCAAUCCGUGGUGUUGAGGGGUCAGACUACAUCAACGCAAGCUUUAUCGAUGGCUACAGGCAGCAGAAAGGGUACAUUGCCACUCAGGGACCCCUGGCAGAGACCACUGAAGAUUUCUGGCGCAUGUUGUGGGAACAUAAUUCUACCAUUGUGGUGAUGCUGACGAAGCUGCGAGAGAUGGGCCGGGAGAAAUGCCACCAGUACUGGCCAGCGGAACGCUCUGCGCGGUACCAAUACUUUGUGGUGGACCCCAUGGCCGAGUAUAACAUGCCUCAGUACAUCCUGCGAGAGUUCAAAGUGACAGAUGCACGGGACGGACAGUCUCGGACAAUCAGACAGUUCCAAUUCACGGAUUGGCCUGAGCAAGGAGUGCCAAAAACAGGAGAGGGCUUCAUCGAUUUCAUCGGGCAGGUGCACAAAACCAAGGAACAGUUCGGGCAGGAUGGACCUAUAACCGUUCACUGCAGUGCUGGCGUAGGGCGCACUGGAGUCUUCAUCACACUCAGUAUCGUGCUGGAGCGCAUGAGGUAUGAGGGAGUGGUGGACAUGUUCCAGACAGUGAAGACGCUGAGGACACAGCGACCAGCCAUGGUACAGACAGAGGACCAGUAUCAGCUGUGCUACAGGGCUGCACUGGAGUAUCUAGGCAGCUUUGACCACUAUGCAACAUAACUACCGCUUAACCUACUGGCCGAGCUGGGAGCGAAGCGUCCGGGGAAUAUGGCAUCAGACAUGACAACCUGUGCCAAGCCAAUAUCCUUCAGGCGCUAUUCCCACCUCAUCACGAUAAAGCUUUGCAAGACUUGCUUGGGAUUUCAGCACAAUUCAUUCCUUGUUCACUUCCAUUCAGGUCUUGCUUUUCUGGCCCUUAUCUAUGGCACACAGGAAAGAAACAUGAAAAUUCCUACCUUUUUGUUUUUUUGUUUUUGUUUUCUAUUGUUUUUAAUCACUUUUGUAGAGUUCUUUUAUUUUUUUAAGUCUGCCCGUUCCUCAUGGGGGAGCCAUUUUCAGUUUCUCUUUAUUUUGUAUUCUUUUAAAUAAUCAAGUGGAAAAGUAAAAUAUUCGCAAUCGUGAAAUGAUGAUUCCCACUGCAAGGACCUUUUGUGUUGUGUUGCCGGGCUCUCCACGAGGGCCGUUCCUGGAUGUCUGGGAUGAGUCCGGUAUCACACAGAGAAGCCAACGGCACAAGGAUACUCCAGGGAAUGCUGGGAUUGUCCCAAAUGAAGAAACCACUUUAUGAGGACUGGUCCGAGGACCUUUGUACUUGAUGUAUCUUUCAUCUCAUCGGAAGCGUUAUCCCGCUGGAGCCAAUGGAAUUUUGGUGUAAUUAUCACUGACUUUAGCACAAGAGUUGGACAAAGAGGGACCAAGAUAAAGCAACAUUGCCCACUUUAUAUUUUUUACGUUAUAUACUCUUUCAUUAUUUUUUUUUUUUUUUAGUUCUUUCUUUUGCAACCCAAUUCUAUCUGGCGCCACUCGCCUGGUGCGAGAGACACACACACAAGGUUAGGGAAUAAGGGGCGCCGAGGGAACAAGAGAAGUAUAUAUUUGCUCAGAGUUAUAGGAUGAAGAAUUGAAGGAUAUAUUUUUUAUUUUAUUUUAUUUUUCUCCAAGUUAUAUUAGUUUAGGGGGGAAUCUCAGAGUGAUUAAGGUGCCACAUAAUUCCUUCUGUCUAGAAAGUAACAUUGGUUAUAAUGUGCGGCUUAUCGGACUUGUUACUAAACCUGGCAGGAAAGAAGUGUACUUAUUAAUGGUACUCUGUAUUAAUACAGCUUGCUGAUGCCACUGAGGACAGCUGUCCUAGUCUAUGGGUACUGAUCUAAGAAAUAAAGGUGGUGGACAACUAUUGAAAUUGUAUUACACUAUGUAUUCACUUGGAACCAAUAUGAACGUUGGCUCUCUAAUGUUGGAUAAGGAAAUCAUUUUUACCUUGUGUAUACAUUAGUGCUGUUAGGACUUUGCUCCGUUGUAUACAGUAUGUUUUCUAUUUGUUAAUAAAAAUGAGAAAAAAAACUAUAUUAAAAAAAAAAAAACCAUACAAGCUCAAAGUCUACUAAUACAGCAUCUUUGCCGGAAAAAAAAAAAAUCUCGAUGUUAAUAAAUUUGAAUAAUCAGGUUUCAUAAAA